UCCCAUCUUAAGACCAAAACCCUUCAUUUUCUUUUCCCCCCUCGCGAUUUCCUCUCGCCCCGCUAAUUCUCCGCCGCCGAGCUCCGACCGUCGUCGCCGAUAUCCGCGGUGGUAGUUUCAAUGGCUGAGCAGUCGCCAGAGAAUAUUCCGGUUCCCGUGAAGGAGGUGGAGGCUCUUAAUGUAAACGCACCCAAUCAAGCAUCUUCCUCGGUCGCUGGAGUCCAGAUAAGCGAGGAGGAGAUUGAGAAGAGAUUCCAGAUUUUGAGGAGUGUUGGGGAGGAAUGCAUACAAGAGGAUGAAUUGAGGAAUCUUCUCACCAAGAAGGUUGCUCCGAUUUGCUAUGAUGGUUUUGAACCCUCGGGAAGGAUGCAUAUUGCACAGGGAGUGAUGAAGGUCAUCAAUGUGAACAAAUUGACGUCAGCUGGUUGCCGGGUGAAAAUUUGGAUUGCUGAUUGGUUUGCACAGUUGAACAACAAAAUGGGAGGUGACUUGAAGAAAAUCAAAGUUGUUGGAGAAUACUUCAAGGAGAUAUGGCAGGCUGCUGGGAUGAACAAUGACAAGGUGGAGUUUCUGUGGUCUUCUGAUGAAAUCAAUGCUAGGGCAGAUAAGUACUGGCCUCUUGUGAUGGACAUUGCACGCAGAAACAAGCUCCCUCGCAUCUUAAGGUGUGUGCAGAUCAUGGGGCGUAGUGAGACAGACGAGCUGAGUGCUGCCCAGAUUCUUUACCCAUGUAUGCAGUGUGCGGAUAUUUUUUUCCUCGAGGCUGAUAUUUGCCAACUAGGAAUGGAUCAACGGAAAGUAAAUGUGCUAGCAAGAGAGUACUGUGACGAUAUAAAGAGGAAAAACAAACCCAUCAUCUUGUCCCAUCAUAUGCUUCCUGGUCUUCAACAAGGGCAAGAAAAGAUGUCCAAAAGUGAUCCCUUGUCUGCCAUUUUUAUGGAAGAUGAGGAGGCGGAAGUUAAUCUGAAGAUCAAGAAAGCGUAUUGCCCUCCAAAAAUCGUGAAGGAUAAUCCAUGCCUUGAAUACGUGAAAUAUGUCGUACUGGAAUGGUUUCACGAGUUCACGGUUGAGCGAAAUGAAAAGAACGGUGGUAACAAGAGCUACACAAAUUUUGAAGACAUUGUUACUGACUACGAGAGCGGGGACUUGCACCCUGGCGAUCUGAAACCAGCCCUGUCGAAAUCUCUGAAUAAGAUACUGCAACCUGUCCGGGAUCAUUUCAAGAACAACGAACGUGCCAAGAAUCUGCUCAAACAGGUUAAGGCAUACAGAGUUACCAGGUAAACACACAGACUGAGAAGAAGUAUGUCUUGUGUCUAUGCCCUGCUUUUGUAGAAUUUGGUUUGGAACCUCUCUCUCCCUCUCACUAAGAAACUUAUUUUGUUCCCAGACUUGGGGAGUAGUUCUUGAAUUUCCGUAUUUGAUAUGAGAAUCUUGAGGAAAAAGGAGACUUUGCAGAGAUUGUUUAGAGAGAAUAUUGAAUGAAUGUCUUAGUCCUAAAGAAAACUCGGUUUACCAAAUCAA
This is a messenger RNA of Tarenaya hassleriana, 1524 nucleotides long. Its product is annotated as tyrosine--tRNA ligase 1, cytoplasmic. The transcript has 11 exons. Gene Ontology annotation, biological process: tRNA aminoacylation for protein translation. The coding region runs from base 121 to 1284 and encodes 387 amino acids. The record is from RefSeq and is a predicted model, not a curated record. Gene Ontology annotation, molecular function: tyrosine-tRNA ligase activity; ATP binding. NCBI's taxonomy places the organism in Eukaryota, Viridiplantae, Streptophyta, Magnoliopsida, Brassicales, Cleomaceae.